Messenger RNA from Thalassophryne amazonica, 3609 nucleotides. It is a transcript of the gene wdr60, whose product is annotated as WD repeat domain 60. Gene Ontology annotation, biological process: intraciliary transport. The record is from RefSeq and is a predicted model, not a curated record. The transcript has 22 exons. The coding region runs from base 143 to 3553 and encodes 1136 amino acids. Gene Ontology annotation, molecular function: dynein heavy chain binding; dynein light chain binding. NCBI's taxonomy places the organism in Eukaryota, Metazoa, Chordata, Actinopteri, Batrachoidiformes, Batrachoididae. Gene Ontology annotation, cellular component: cytoplasmic dynein complex.
CUUUUCCGGGAUUGAGACAAGUUUCGGCAUAGUGCUUCGUAACCAACAACACCCACAAUCCCAAACCAGCUUUCAAAGCAUCGGUGUCAGACAGAAAAUAACUAUUCCGAGCGUCUACAUCAACCGUGACAGUGCUAAGAACAUGCACAGACACAAGAUGUUAACCAAAGAAGACGCAUGGAGACCAGCUGACCUGAGAAGAUACAUCAGGGAUGAAAAACAUGGUGGUGAUGAUGAUGAUGAUGCCUAUGUCCGGAGGCAAGAUGAGAAAGAGAGAAAGCCCCGUGGUGGAGUAUCUGUUGAGAGACACCGCAGGGACCCAGAGGAGACCAAACAAGAGCGAGACAUAUACAGGGAAAGAGACAGCACAAGGGAUAGAGAGAAACCACGAUAUGAAGACAAAACACACAGAAGGAAAGAGGGCUCACACGACAGGAGAAGUGACAUGGAAAGGGAUAGGGACAGGGAGAAGACAAGGGAAAGAGACAGACUUGUGGGUGCAAACAAGUACAGCAAUGAAUACGGAGAACACCGGGAAAGGAGGCGGGACAGAGAGGAGAAGAGGGAUAAAGAGCGGGACAGAGAAGAGAAGAGGUAUAAGGAGCGGGACAGAGAAGAGAAGAGGUAUAAGGAGCGAGACAGAGAGAAGCCAAGUGACAGAGACAGCCGAGUCAUUGCAAACAAGUACAUCGAGGAAUACAGAGAACACUGGGAAAGGAGGCGGGACACAGAGGAAAUGCAGGAUAAGGAGAGGGACAGGGAAAAGAUGAGGGAAAGAGACAGACUAGUCAGUGCAAACAAGUAUAGCAACGAAUAUGGAGAACACCAGAAAAGGAGGCGGGAUAUAGAGGAGCAGAGAGAUAAGGAACGGGACAGAGAGAGGAACAGAUAUAAAGAGAAAGAUAGGCAUGAGGACAGAAGUAAAAGUAGGGAAGAGAGGGACAAGGAAAAAAGGACAGAAGAAUGGGAUAAAGAACGUCAAGAUGAGAAAGAGAGAAGGAGACUUCAUGAAAAUAGGGAAGGAGGGAGUCACUGGACAGAAAAGCACAGGAGAGAUCGGCAAAGAGAGCAUUUGAAAGAAAUUGAGAGACACCGAGAUACAUACGAAGCCAAGAGGAGAGAUAAAGAAAGAAACGAGACAGAUAGAAAAUGUUCAGAUGUGACAGAACAAAGAGGACACAAAGAAGAAUGUAGAAAAGACAAAGAAGAGAGUGAAAGAAGACAUAAAGAAAGACAUCAUGAAGAUGAAAAUUGGAGGCGUGACAUUAAAUCCAGAGAACAUAAAGACCAGAAGGAGUCAGGUGAAGAUAUUAGGCAUCGUCAUGGUGAUAUUGCGCAAGUGGAACACAGUAUAUACAAGGAGAGUCGGCACAGAGAGGGCAAAGACACAGAAAAAACUCACAAAGAGAAGACCACCUCAAAAACAUCAGCAUCGCACAAGAGUCUGAACCAAAAUGCUGCAGAAACAGAGGUUGCUGAAGAUGAAGAUUUGGUCGACAGGGAAUAUGAAGAUGAUUUUGAGGAAUAUGAAGAAGAUUUUGAGGAGAUGGAUGAGAGUGCAAAUGAAGAUGAGGAAGAGAAAGAGUCAUACCAUCUUGAGGUGAAAGAAGAGAGGGAGGAGCUUACAGCACAAAUGAAGGCUGAGCUCCAGGCUAUUCAGAUAGCCAUGGAAGAGGAGAACAGAAGAGCUCAGAUCAGAACAAGCACCAGGAGAGAAGAGGAUGACAGCCCCAAACCAUCACGAGAUUCUGACAAGAGUGAAAACACAGGUUCACACAGUGGGAAACGUAUCAACUUUGUGGCUGCAAAGCAGCGUGAAGUCAGCAAGAAAGUUGCCUCACAACAAAAGAAACGCAGUAUGGAGCUGCUUCGAUUAAUAGAUCUGGAUUUUUCACUGACGUUCUCUCUCCUUGAUCUGCCACCUGUCAGUGAAUAUGACAUGUACAUCAGGAACUUUGGAAAUACAAACACCAAACAGGCUUAUGUUCAGUGCAAUGAGGACAGUGCAGACAGAGACAUCCAGACAGAGGAGGUAGAGGUGAAUGACAAAUGGACACAGCAUCCUCCAGAGAGAAACGAAGGCUGUGGUGAUCCAAACCUCUUUGUGGACGACAAAAUGCAAAGUGAAAUGAAAUAUGAUUCACAGCGGCUGACAGCAUUCCUGCGGUCAGCCUCACAGGUUGUGGUUGUACUACUGGAAGAAGUUCAAGCUGAGAGAAACUUGCUUCGUAAGCCAAAGGCUCAAACAGACACGCUGUCAUUUAGCGAUGGAAGUUUACAGCUCAACGCCCAGUUGUCUUUUCUUCAUGGUUAUCACAUCAGCCUGUUGCAUUUCUCUCAGUUCCAAAAACAAACUAUGUUGUCAGUCCACAAGCCAUCUUCUACGACCAGCACUGUACCCUUUACAAAUUCUACCAUCAUCUGCAUCUGGAACAUUUGGGAGCCUUCCAAACCCCAGAAGAUUCUUGUCUAUGAAUCGCAGGUGGAGUGUUGCUGCUUCAGCCCUGGAAAAGCCAUGCUGGUGUUUGCAGGCACAUCAGAUGGCUGUCUGGUUUUGUGGGAUCUCAGAGAAUAUGCUAGUAACCACUCCUGCUUGAAGCUUGCAGAUGAAGAGUGGACUUUCAGGCAGCCUACUUUUUCCACUGCUGCAGUCAUGGGUGCAUCAGGCCAUUUUUCAUCGGUGACUUGCGUGGAAGUUGUUUCCUCCACUCCAUCAGGCGGGCUGAGGCCAGAAGUCACUCUUUUAGCAUCUGAAGAAGAGUCUUUAGGAUUGUCCUUCCAGUUGGCUUCUCUUGAUGAAAGUGGGAUUUUAAAUUUCUGGGUGGUGGUAGAACUCUCAAAAGCAAAGGAAGCAGACCAUCAAACAAAUCUGGGACUUACUCCUGGGGGUAAAGUAAAGUUGCUUCUCAGAUCGUCCCUUCAGACUGCAGAAAGAAUGUCUCCACGAGAUGUGAUCAAAACUGGGCCAUUACAGGCUCUUAACAUCAAAUUCCUUCCUGCCGACUCCAAUCAUUUCUUUAUUGGAACUAAUAUGAGUCUGGUAAGUCAUGGAACCAGUCAUGGUGUGAAGGCAGUGCCAAAGUUCUACAGGUCUGAUCAGGUUGGAAUCACACCUGUUGAAGUCACCAUAAUCAACUUUUCUCCCUUCAGCCAACACUUAUUUCUGGUUGGCUGCAGUGACGGCAGCAUCAGGCUACAUGCAGCCAGCUGUGAACAUCCUGUGCUGGAGUGGUACAGUAGCACGAGCGGCCAACCAGUGGUCUCGCUGCAGUGGUCCCAAACCAGGCCAGCGGUCUUCUGUGUGCUUGACGCAGCCUCUAACCUCUAUAUGUGGGAUUUGCUGAAAGAUGACAUGGAGCCUGUUGUCACUCAAAGGGUGAACGCUGACAGGGUGACGGCUCUGGCUGUGUUUGGAGACUCAGAACAACAAAACGCAUAUUCAGGAAUAGCAAUGGCACAUGAAUCUGGAAAAAUAGAGAUUUGUUAUUUCACAAGGAAUUUUGCUGUUCCCAGUGCUGCAGAACAGGACACGUUGGAGAGUGUGUUGAUUUAGGCUUCCUGAAAGACUGAUGUAGCUGAUUUGUUUGUUGUUUUUAAUUCAAUGGAAAA